AUGGUCCCACUUGUAGCUCUGGGGCUCCUGAUGGCAGGGAUCUGCCCUGAUCUUAGCUGCCAACAGGAUGCUGAACUGCAGGAAGGCCAAAUAAAUGGCACACAAGUGGAGAGUCUAGCACUGGCCUCAACCAACACUGACUUCGCUUUCAGCCUCUACAAGGAGCUGGCUUUGAAGGAUCCAGGUAAAAACAUCGUCUUCUCCCCACUCAGCAUCUCAGCUGCCUUGGCCGUCCUGUCCCUGGGAGCAAGCAACAACACUCUGCAAGAGAUUCUAGAAGGUCUCGAGUUCAAUCUCACAGAGACCCCUGAGGCAGACAUCCACCGGGGCUUUGGGCAGCUCCUACUCAUGCUCAGCCAGCCAGGGGACCAACUGCAGAUCAGCAUAGGCAAUGCCAUGUUUGUUGAAAAGCACCAGCAGAUCCUGGCAGAGUUCAAGGAGAAGGCAAGGGCGCUGUACCAGGCUGAGGCCUCAAGUGUCGACUUCCAGCAGGCUCAUGAGGCCAAAAAGCUCAUCAAUGACUACGUGAGGAAUCAGACCCAGGAGAAGAUUAAAGAACUGAUCUCAGACCUGGAUAAAGACACAGUAAUGGUGCUGGUGAACUACUUCUACUUUAAAGGAAAAUGGAAGACGCCCUUUGAACCUCGAGAUACUUUAGAGUCCAUGUUCCACUUGAACAACACAAGGUCUGUGGAGGUGCCCAUGAUGAAUAUUAAGGAGCUGAUCACACCCUACUUCCGAGAUGAGGAUAUGUUCUGCACCGUGGUAGAGCUGAUGUACAUAGGCAAUGCCAGCGCCCUGUUCAUCCUCCCUGAUGAAGGCAGGAUGCAGCAGGUGGAAUCCAACCUGAAACCAGAGACCCUGAGGAAGUGGAGGGACUCUCUGAGUUCCAGGAUGAUCGAGCUCUCCCUGCCCAAAUUCUCCAUCUCUACUGACUACAACUUGGAGGGUAUCCUUCCACAGCUGGGCAUCAGGGAAUUCUUCUCCACACAGGCUGACCUGUCUGGGAUCACAGGGACUAAGGACCUGAUCGUCUCUCGGGUGGUCCGUAAGGCUGUGCUGGACGUGGUUGAGACAGGCACAGAAGCAGCGGCUGCCACGGGAGUGGUGGUUAAAACAAAAAUGGUUCCAAUAAUGAAUAUGUUGAAAGUGAAUUUCAACAGGCCAUUCCUGAUGAUUAUCUCAGAUAGAAAUACCCAAAGUUCACUUUUUUUGGCCAAAGUCACAAAUCCCAAGGAAAACUAG
Microtus oregoni (creeping vole) is the source of this 1245-nucleotide messenger RNA. Its product is annotated as serine protease inhibitor A3C-like. The record is from RefSeq and is a predicted model, not a curated record. The transcript has 4 exons. Gene Ontology annotation, molecular function: serine-type endopeptidase inhibitor activity. Lineage: Eukaryota; Metazoa; Chordata; Mammalia; Rodentia; Cricetidae. Bases 1 to 1245 code for a protein of 414 amino acids. Gene Ontology annotation, biological process: negative regulation of endopeptidase activity.